This is a messenger RNA of Micromonas pusilla CCMP1545, 3984 nucleotides long. RefSeq lists its product as uncharacterized. The record is from RefSeq and is a predicted model, not a curated record. The transcript is spliced from 2 exons. Lineage: Eukaryota; Viridiplantae; Chlorophyta; Mamiellophyceae; Mamiellales; Mamiellaceae. The coding region runs from base 1 to 3366 and encodes 1121 amino acids.
AUGCCGUCGAAACGCUCGCCUAAGAAGACGAUGGCGGCGUGGGUCAGCGACCUCGAGUCUCAGCCGCCCGCGCCGCCGAAGUCGCCGCCGCGCGCGCGGCGCGAGAAAGAAUCAUCGCGCGCGGGGGCGACGUCGUCGUCGUCCGUCGCGUCCGCGCGCCCGUCCGCGCUGACGAGCCCGGUGCGCGCGUCCCGCCCCGGCGGGUUCGCCGCCGCGGAGGCCGCCGCGGCCGCCGCGCAGACCGCGCACGAGGAAGAGAAGCGCGCGAGAGCGGCGCGGAUCGAGGCGAACAAGAGGGACCUCGCCGCGCGGACGCGCCUCCCGCGAACUGGCGCGCCCCCGAAGGAGAGCGCCGCGUCGUCGACGCAUCAAACCCAAUCGAAGCGGCCGUCCGCGCCCGCCGCGGCGGCGUCGUCCCCCGCGAAGACGACGACGACGACGACGAAGACGAAGACGAAGCCGGCGCUCCCCCCGCGGUCGCCGACGAAGCCGUCCGCCCCCGUCGCCACGGUGACGCGCCACCCGGUGACGCGUUCCCCGGCGAAAAACAACGCGGACGGUCGUCGCGCGCCGUCUCCGGCGACGAUCGCCUCCGACGCGCGCGCCGCCAACGUCCUGUGGGACCGCACCGCGCGCGCGAUGCGAACCGCGCACGACGCGCUGGACGAGGCGGCGUUCGCGGUGUUGCACGACGGGCCGAACGUCGCGGCGGGGACGCCAGGAUUCGGCGCCGGCGGCAUCGGCGGCGGCGCGGACCCGAAGUCGUCCCACGCCGCCGCCGCCGCCGUCAGCGGCGCGACGCGGAAAAAGAUCGCGUCGCGCGCGGCGGUGAAAAUUAAAGCCGCGAGGGACGAGCUGAACGACCUCUUCGCCGGGUUCAACGAACUCCGCAGGCACGGCGACGCGCUCGCGGACGCGCUCGCGCGAAGCGAGGGCGGGUACGCCGACGUCACGAAGCAGCUCGCGAGCGUCGCCGGAUACGCCGAGGAGACGACGCGAGCGCUUCGAAAAAGCGCCAAGGAAAAAACCGACGUGUCCUCCGAGCUCGCGGAGACGAAAGCCGCGCUGGACCAAGCGAACAACCACGUCAAGCAGCUCACGCAGCGCGUGGAUCUCGAGGCGACGAACGCGCGCGAGCUCGCGCGGUGGAAGGUGGAGGCUGCGGAGGGACGGAAGCACUCCGCCGCGUUCGAGGCGAUGCGCGACGCCAACGCGCGGCACAAGGAGGCGGUGGCGAAGCUCACCGCGGAUAACAUGGUGUUUCUGACGCGAAUGCGCGAGUCCGAGACGGAACUGAAGACGCUCAGGGAGGAGACCGCGGGGAUGCGCGGGGAGGUGGAGGAUAAGCGCGGCGUGUGGUUCGACCGCGCGAGGAAGGAUGUCGAGCGGGUGGUGCAAAACGCGAUGAAGAGGGCGGAGGACGCGGAAGCCGCGCUCGAGGCGGCGACGGGCGCGUCGGAACAGCGCGUCGAAGAGUGGACGAAGACGCUCGAGAUGACGCGGACGAAGCUCGAAGAGACGCUGAAAGAGAACGACGCGCUCGCGAUGAAAGCCGCGGAGGCGAUGAACGCGGAGAGCGACGCCGCAGCGGCGUUGCGGCAGUCCGAGAGCGAACUUCGAGACGCCGUCGACCGCGCCUCGGAGAGCGCGCACGCGGCCAAGGCGGCGACGGACGCGAUGGCGGCGGCGCGCGAGGAGCUCGGCGUGCUGCGGAUGGAGCACCGCCGCGCGCGCGAGGAACUGCAACUCGCGGAGGGCACGGUGCGAGACAACGCGAAGGAGCUGAACAAGUGGAGGGCGGUCAACGAGGGCGUCAUGCGAUCGAAGAACGAGAUGGAGUGGCGCAUGCUGGAGAUGCAAGCCGCGUUCGAACGCGCGGGGUUGUCGUUCAUCCCGGGCGAAGGCGCGGGGUCGGGGUCGGGGUCGGGGUCGACGCCAGCGCCGGCGCUGAGCCCGCUGCCGCCGAGCCUUCAUCGCACGCCCGAACCCGUCGUCGUCGCGGGCGGCGGCGGGUUCAAACGCGAACGCUCCAACCCGGAGCUCGAAGCCGCGAUGCACCUUCGUCGGUCCGUCGUCGACCUCGGAGACGACGACGACGACGACGACGACGGUCGCGACGAGGCGAUCAGCGAGACCGUCACGCCCGUGGGUUUGACCGCGCCGAGCGGCGUCGAGCGCGCCGCGAAGACGGCGUCGAAGACGGGCACGGCGGCGCCGUUGAUUGGAAAGGCGACGACGAGGGGGGGGUACGGCGCCGCGAACAAGACGCCCGCGGUGAAGUCCCCGAAGAAAUCCGCCGCCGCCGCCGUCGCCGCCGCCGCGGAGGAGGAGGAGGAGGAUGUUCUGGAGAAGGCCAAGGAGCCGGAGAAGGCGAAGCCCGGGAGGAGAGGGCGCGGGAAGAACGUCGCGAAGGUUGUCCCGCCGCCGCAGCAGCCGUCGAAAAAGGAAAAGAAGGCGGCGGCGGCGAAGGAAGCCGCGCCCAAGAAGCAGAAGACGUCGCGAGACGACGGCAGCGAGAGCGAAGAGCCGCACCGUCCGUACCAGCGACUGCACGACGACGAGGCGGAGGCGGCGGGGAGCUCCCCCGGGCCGGAGUUCCCGCCGCUCGCCGCCGACGACGGCGACGGAGGCAAGAAGAAGAAGAAGAAGUAUUCCGACGACGCGACGUCGCUGUCGCCGCCGCCGCCGAGCGGCGCCGCGAAGGGGAUCAAAUCCUCGCUCGCGCGCGCCGCCGCGUCCGCCGCCGCGUCCGUCGGCCGCGCCGCGUCCAACGCGUCAUCGGAGACGAACGACGACGGCGAUCUCUUCGGCGGCGGCGGCGGCGGCGCGCGUUCGUCGCCGAGCGCGGGCAGCGCCGACGCGGCGGCGGAGGCGCGCGAACGCGCGUGGAUGGAGGCGACGAUGGAGCGCGCGCGCCAAGCCGCGGGCGGCGGGUUCGUGAAACGCGUCAACGCGGCGAAGUGGGGCGGGGCCGACGACGACCUCGACGGUCACGCCGUCGUCGACGAGCGCGUGUUUCUCGAAGCCGCGGCGCGGACGACGCGCCGCCGCGCCGAGGAAGCCACGGCGACCGCGACCGCGACGGCCGCGCCCGCCGCCGCGCGCCCGGCGAGCGCGAGGUCCCUGGCGAGCGCGACGUCCUCCGAGGCGGCGCAGAGCGGCUUCGGGUGGAUCGGCGGGCACCCCGGCGCGAGCGCGCACACGUCCGUCGCCGCGCUCGACGGCGGGGACACCUCGGACGAGGACCGUAGGGCGCUCGCGGAGGUGAGACUGCUUCCCGUACGACCCCGUUCGCGUGGUGCACGCCGUUCCUUGAGGACUUUUCUCGUCGCCACUCUUCACCCGCGCUUCCCUUUCAACGUUUGACCGGUAAGACGUUCGACUGACCGAUCGCUUCACCCACGCAGGGCCGCGCGCCGCGCGUCCCGUAUUUCGGCGGCUCGUCCUCCGACGACGAAAACGAAAACGACGACGGCGCCGCGAUGAGCCCGCGCGGGCCGCGCGUGGACGCCGCGCGGCACGUCCCGGGGGUCGGGUUGCUGUCCAGCGGGAGAAUCGGCGCGUCGUACGGCGCCGUGGACGAGGGCGGCGACGCCGGGGCGCGCGCGCGCGGCGGCGGCGGCGGCGGCGACGGCGUUCGAUUCGCCAAUGCGUUGCCGAAUUUCGAGGGGCUCUCCCGGGACGAGAUCGUCGCGCGCGCGAUGUCGAACGUCGACGCCGCGAUCGAGCUCGCGGAGCAGCGAAGACGCGAAGGCGGAGGGGACGGGCGGGAGGUCACGGGGUUCAGCUGGGCCGAAGCCGUGGAGAGGGAGCUCGGCGGCGGGAGCGGGAGCGGGAGCGGCGGCGGCGGUGGCGGAAACGGAUCCGGAGGCGGCGGCCAAAAAGUCACCUUCUCCAACGCGUUGCCGCGGGUUCGAUGAGCGCGGAGCGUCGAUCGAUCGAAUCGCACGCUUCUUAGUUUUAAAAAAUAAUGAUGUCAUCCUC